AUGCAGCUCUGCCUCCCCUUGGUCCUCCUGAUGGUGCUGUCUGUGUGCACUGUGGCAGGGGACAGCGGAGAGGAGCUGCUACUCAGCGCUGAAGCCGGGCCCUGGGAAGGUGCUGUGUCCAGCAUUCAGAUCCACCUGCAGGAAGUGAAAAGGGGCAAGACAAGACAGUUCUUUGGGCUGAUGGGGAAGCGGGGAAGAGCUUCUCAGGAAGGACAAGUGGGCCAGGGCCCCCUGGGCAGAAGAGGACCACCUGCAAGAGAGUUCCCCUUAGGCCAAGAUGAAGAUCAAGGCUCAGAGUGA
Molecule: messenger RNA, 300 nt
Organism: Elephantulus edwardii (Cape elephant shrew)
Lineage: Eukaryota; Metazoa; Chordata; Mammalia; Macroscelidea; Macroscelididae
Gene: TAC4
Product: tachykinin 4 (hemokinin)
Exons: 4
Coding region: 1-300 (99 amino acids)
Source: RefSeq, a predicted model, not a curated record